UGCAUGGAGAAGGACUUUGCUUAUUGGUUUCUUCCAAAGGAGGAUAUUGGCAUUUGUUUUAAAGCUUUUGUCUUACAAAAAUUUCAGACACAAGUAUAUAAAUAAUAAUAUGAGUAUAUAGAAGUUUUAUUUUUUUCUUCUUCUUCCAAUUCAUGAGAGCAUAUGAUAUUGAGAGGUUACCAUAACUACACAUAUCAAAGGAAAAAGGGUUGUGGAGUCCAUCUCCAUUUGGGUGUGGUGUUGUAUUGUUGUCGUUGUUUUCUUCUGUCCUUUUCCAAUUCGGAUUGUUGUGUUGUGCGUUUCCAUUCACAAAGAUGAACAAUCAUUGUAUCAGAACCACUUUUGCCUUACUGAUAAACAAUAACAAGUGAUGGGCCUCAAACAAUGGUUAACAAAUAGAAACCAACAAAUGAAGGAAGAACCCAAAUUUCAUCCCAAACAAAAUAUAUGUUAAGAAAUACAUACACUCACUUUUUAUAUUUUCGGCAUCUCUAUGAUACACCAUCGAUUUUGAAUGUGUACAACACAACCAACAUCGUUAUUAUCAUUUUGGAUCAUCCAAAACAAUAUCAACCUCCUAUUAUAGAGCAUUUCUACUAUGCUAUAUAGUAUUGGUACUUUAAUGUACAACUUAAAGUUGUACCAUAACAUGAAAUGUAUAAGUUUAGAUUGUACCAUAAAAGAAUUUGUACCAUUAUGUUAUGGUACAACUUUACAACUUGAAGUUGUACCAUCACAUAAAGGUACAAGUUCAAGUUGUACCAUAAAAGAAUUUGUACAAACAGUAUAGGUACAAUCUGAAAUUGUACCAUAACAUAAAUGUACAAUUUUAAGUUGUACCAUAAAGACAAAAACCUAUAACACCAAUACUAUAUAGCAUUGUAAAAUUCCUCCCUAUUAUAUACUAAUGAUCAAUAGAAUAUGUGAAUUUUACAAGAAAAUCAUUUACAAUUCGCUUGUAGUUUAAGUAUUUCUGAAACUUACUUCCUUCGCAAAUUCAUCUAAUAAUCGUCAUAAGAUAAAAUUUCAAGUAAAAUUAAACCUUAAUACCCAAAAUCCAUAAUAUAUGACAAAUGCGCGUAUCAUUUACUCAUUUCAAUAUCUCAAGCCAGAAGUAUCAUACAAUCCGGCAAAAAGCAGAUAACAACAUCAUAAUAUUGAGAAAAUGAUGUAUACAUCCCAGUGUCACUCUCACAGCCAAAGGAUCUUCUAUUUGGAACUUAGCCAUCGUACAUUUACAGUGGCAUCUUCUUCAAAACUUUACCAAAACUACCUGUAUUUUUUUACAGCAGAGUUCAAUCCAAUGUGCCCUACUCUGCCCAGAUGAUACCCCAACACCAUACAUCAUUACAUAACAACGACAAAAUCCAAGCCCCACGAAAACGAUGCAAAGGCAGCAAAAGCAAAGAGAGUGCAGCAGAACAAACUUGUCAAGUCACUUGCAGGGGAGAAAAAGGAAAGAUGGAGAGAUGUUCAGCUCCCCUUUUUAUCAACCCUGUCUUAACCAGGAUUUUGCACCUAACCUGUCGCCAACCAAUCUCUUCUCCUCUACAAAAGCAACCAAAAUACUGUUAGGAUUUCAAGGUCAUUCCAGAAAAGAGAAGCUCAUCAGUAAACCAGGUCUUGAAAAGCAAGGGCAUUCAUAUCCAUUAUAAGUUUCAGAAAGAUUUCAGAGAACAAAACAGUGAUGAGCGCCUAAAAGAGAGCAAAAGCCAGUACACUUACCAAAAACGAUGUCAAGAAAUGGCACUAGGCUCAUUACAGCUUUCCUCUUGUUCCUAAACAUCUUCUCUCUUUACCCUACUGCCAUAACUGCCUUGAACCAAGAAGGGCUCUCCUUACUCUCAUGGCUAUCAACCUUCAACUCUUCUUCUUCCACUUCAAUUUCGUUCUCUUCAUGGGAUCAAAACCACGCCAACCCAUGCAGAUGGGACUACAUCAGAUGUUCAAAUGAUGGGUUUGUCUCAGAAAUCAUAAUCUCGUCCAUUGAUCUUCCCACUAGCUUCCCUAUUCAAGUCCUCUCUUUCACCCACCUCACAAGCCUUGUCCUUUCCAGAGCAAACCUCACUGGAGAAAUCCCGACCUCCAUAGCUAAUCUCUCCUCUCUCGUCGUCUUAGACCUCAGUUACAAUGCUUUGACAGGGAGAAUUCCAGCGGAGGUUGGAAAGCUGCCUCAACUCCAGCUUCUGUCACUGAACUCGAACUCACUGCAGGGUCAAAUACCAGCAGAGAUUGGGAACUGUUCAUCCCUCAGAGAGCUUGAACUCUUUGACAACAAGCUUUCUGGAAAGAUCCCAGUUGAGAUUGGAAAGUUGGCAUCUUUGGAGAAGUUCCGCGCUGGUGGGAACUCGGGGAUAGUAGGAGAAAUUCCGUUUCAGCUAUCCAACUGCAGAAGCCUGGUGUUCUUGGGAUUGGCAGAUACAGGGAUUUCAGGGAGCCUUCCAGGUAGUUUGGGUGAGCUGCAGAAUCUGAAGACGCUUUCAGUCUACACAGCAAGUCUCACCGGUGAGAUUCCAGCUGAAAUUAGCAACUGCUCCGCAUUAGAGAACUUGUUUCUGUAUCAGAACAAACUCACCGGCGAGAUACCUUAUGAAUUGGCUUCGUUGAAGAACUUGAAGAGGCUGCUGUUGUGGCAGAACAAUCUCACCGGCAGCAUUCCACAAGCUCUGGGGAAUCUUUCAGGUCUGGAAGUGAUUGAUCUCUCUAUUAACUCAUUGACAGGAGAAAUCCCUUCAUCGUUUGCCAAUUUGGUAGCUUUAUCAGAGUUCCUUCUAUCCGAGAACGAGAUUUCAGGAAUAAUCCCAUCCUUCAUCGGCAACUUCUCUGGUCUAAAGCAGCUUGAGCUAGAUAACAACUUGUUCUCUGGGGAGGUCCCCUCCACCAUAGGAGAAUUGAGUGAGCUCUCUUUGUUCUACGCCUGGCAGAACAAGUUGCAAGGAGAAAUACCUGAGGAGCUAGCAAACUGCAGAAAACUUGAAGCCUUGGAUCUUUCACACAAUCUCCUAACUGGGUCAGUUCCAAAUUCUCUCUUUCACCUCAAGAACUUGAGCCAGCUGUUAUUGAUAUCAAAUGGGCUUUCAGGGGAGAUUCCGCCAGAUAUUGGCAAUUGCCUUGGUUUGAUCCGAUUACGACUCGGAUCAAACAAUUUCACUGGCAGAAUCCCACCAGAGAUUGGCGUUCUGGGUAGCUUGAGCUUCCUUGAAUUAUCACGCAACAAUUUUGCGGGAAAAAUCCCACCUGAAAUUGGCAACUGCACUCAGCUACAGAUGGUUGACAUGCAUGGGAACAAGCUUCAAGGCAACAUUCCUGCAUCAGUUGACUUUCUCGUCAAUCUAAACAUUCUAGACCUGUCAAGCAACCAGAUAGCUGGGAGAAUACCUCAGAAUAUAGGCCAACUUACAAACUUGAACAAGCUGAUAUUGGGUGGGAACUAUAUUACUGGUACGAUUCCUCACUCACUUGGCCUAUGCCGAGAUCUUCAGUUGUUGGAUUUGAGCAGCAACAGAAUCACAGGUCCAAUCCCUCUUGAGAUUGGUCAGCUGGAAGACCUAGAGAUCCUUCUGAAUUUGAGCUGGAAUUCUCUAUCAGGUCCAGUUCCAGAAACUUUCUCUAACCUCUCAAAGCUUUCCAACUUAGAUCUCUCUCACAACAAGCUCACUGGAACACUUGAUGCACUAGCCAGUCUAGAGAAUCUUGUUUCCUUGAAUGUAUCAUUCAACAGGUUCUCAGGGUUUCUUCCCAACACCAAGCUGUUCCAAGAUCUUCCUCCAUCUGCAUAUACUGGCAACCAAGAUCUCUGCAUUGGAGGAAGAAACAACAACAACACCGAUAAGUGCCCCUUGAGAAGGCCGAAUCAACAUGGCAAGAACUUCAUCACCAGAAACAGAAACCUCAUCAUAUGUGCUCUCUUGGGUUUAGCUCUCACAUUGUUGUUCAUAGUAACAGCAGUAAUUCUGUUCAUCAAAGUGAAUGGAACUUCAUGUAAGAAUAACAGUGAAGAGGAGAACUCGAUCGAGUACUGGGAUUUCACCCCGUUCCAGAAAGUUAAUUUCACAGUCACUGAUAUUGUCACGAGGCUUUCGGAUGCAAAUGUAGUUGGAAAGGGUGGUUCAGGCAUGGUUUACCGUGUGGAGACACCAACUAAACAGGUGGUAGCGGUGAAAAAGCUGUGGCCGAUCAAGAAAGGAGAGGCUGCAACACAAAGAGACUUCUUCUCUGCAGAGGUUAAAGCACUGGGAUCUAUCAGGCAUAAGAACAUUGUGAGACUAUUGGGGUCCUGUAAAAACGGGAAGACCAGACUGCUACUGUUUGACUACAUCAGCAAUGGAAGUUUGGCUGGAUUGCUUCACGAGAGGAAAGAGUUUCUUGAGUGGGAAGCAAGGUAUAACAUUAUCUUGGGUGCAGCUCAUGGUUUGGCUUAUCUUCACCAUGAUUGCACUCCGCCAAUUGUUCACCGUGACGUCAAGGCCAACAAUAUCCUUGUGGGACAGGAUUUCGAAGCUUUUAUAGCAGAUUUUGGACUUGCAAAGCUUAUUGAUUCUGCAGAUUGUGAUUCGAGAGUCUCGAACACGGUAGCAGGUUCUUAUGGAUACAUUGCUCCUGAAUAUGGAUACAGUUUGAGGAUCACAGCAAAGAGCGAUGUUUACAGCUAUGGAGUGGUGCUUCUGGAGAUCCUAACUGGGAAGCAGCCAACGGAUAGCCAAAUUCCUGAAGGAGCCCAUAUUGUGACCUGGGUUAACAAAGAACUGAGAGAGAGGAAAAGGGAGUUCACAACAGUACUAGACCAGCAACUACUUGUUAGAUCAGGUACCCAACUGCAAGAAAUGCUUCAGGUGCUCGGUGUGGCCCUACUUUGUGUCAAUCCUUCACCAGGUGAACGACCCACCAUGAAAGAUGUAACAGCCAUGCUAAUGGAGAUCAAACAGGCAACCGAGACAGAUUCUGACAAGGGAAGUUGCCAUGGCAAGAGAUCAAUCACUAGUCGAAACACAGAACUUCGAUCUUCAAGUUUCUCAAGAUCUUCUGAACCUCUAAUAAGAUCCCCCUAGCUACUAGCUAGAGUACAUAAAAGUUUUGUAGAUUCUUGCAAAUAUAGUUCAUUGAUUAUUUUUUAGACAACGAAUAAUUUGUAAUGAUUUGCUAUACUCUGAACCAGAUGUUCCAUUGAGUCUGUUAUGUAAAAAGAUAUGUGAUCUAAAGGUACUAAAAUGAUUAUAUAGUCGUCUUGGCUAUAGAAAUGGUGCCUUCUAAUCAACGAAUUAGCCAGCUAAUAAGUAGCAAUAAUGCAAAUGGCAAAGUACGGAAGAUGCCAAUAGACAAGGCUGGCUAUGUUAUCAAAAGGAGUUUGCAAGCUGGGGCCAAGAGAAAAAGGAACUGAACUUCUAGCUAUUGGACUGUGCGUUGGAAAAUCUGCUAGAAGAAUAGUGACUCAGACAUACUCAGGAUCCAAUCAGGAUUAAGCCUGAAGAUAUCAGUAAACAGGAGAGUGACCAUUGAUUCCUGCCCAAGAGAACCAACAUUGAUCUUUGUUGGAUGAUAAAGACCUCAUGUUCCAUGUUCAUCGAAGGAUACAAUGCUCCUAGUAAUGUUAGAUCAGACCAUCGCAGGCCCACAGAUAGUAUUAAUGAACACUGUCUUUAAGUCUCACUUCUAAUGGCGAAAACUGAAAGCAACCACUAAGCAAAUUGAUUCUUUCUGACUUGGUAUGCAAGCAAUCUACACAUCAUAACAAGACAUAUGUAGGUUGUUUUAUCUACCAAUCUUACCUCGUUUGCAGAAGAGGAAAUGUAAGCAUUAUGAAGAAACUGUUCUUUUUGGAGGCGCAAGGCUUUGGUCACCUCAGAUAGCUGCUGUCUCAUUGCCAGUAUACCUCUUGGAGUCUGAGAUUUCCAUGUACUAGAGUUGCACCUGCCACAAAUAAGCAGUUAACUCACCCUGUCAGUUUACUCGCAUACAUGUUCACUUGUUUCUUAAGCAGGAACAUACUACCAAAAGGAAAAAGACAUUACCAAAAAUACAACAAGUAAAUGGAAGCUGAAAUUGUACUACCUUACAAGCAUUCAUAUAUCUAAAGUCUAAACAGCUACAAGUUCUUCAUGACACGCUAUCUUGGGUUUUCAAAGUACCAAGCUAUAUAAAUGGCCUAACAUAAAGCAGAAAAGGGAACUCAAUGGAAUGUCAUGAUAAAAAUAUCUAACUGAAAGUAUCACCAGAAAGGAAAACAUGACAGGAUGAAGAGGGGAAGACACAAAAGAGAUGAUAAUACAGUAGAGGGUCCUAAAAGGUCUCUAAACCUAACCAACAAAGAUUAGAUAAAAGAUCUGCCUACUGAUACAUCUAAUAACAUCUGAUAUGGGGUAACCUGAACUGUGAACAUUAUGUACUUUCAUGAUCAAACCUCCCCCAUGAUCAUUGAAUUCGGGUCCCUGCCCACCAUUAAAGCAACCAGCUCCUCACUAGAAAACGAGAAAGCGAACCAGCUACACACCAGAAGAAUCUAAAUUGCAGACAAUCAGUACCUUUUGUGCCUAUUGCAAGAACUACAAUAUGAUUUGCCCAGUUCAUCCGUAAUCUUUACUUUCCUUUUCCCCUUUUCAAAACUUUUCAGAACACUGAAAGUAGAAGCAAGCACAUACCAUAAAACUGCGUAACUACACAUCGCGCACUGCACAUAAAAUUUCCAUAAGGGUCUGUGCUUCGUAGCCAAUGGUAUUACCAUGUAUUGCCCGCCAACCCACUUGCUUGCCAUUCGUAACUGCAGAAGCAAGAAAAUGGCAAUCACAUGUUCACUAUUUCACGAUCAACAAAGACCAAACAUUCGCUGCCAAUAGCUGGAAAGAUGGUACCGAGACGCCUGAAACAGAGUUUGUCCGGUGGCACACAUGAGGCAUUGAAACAGAGUUAGUGUUACAUGAAUCAACUGAAAUCAACUGAAAGACUGUUGAUAUUUCCCUGGAAAAGCAGUGCUUUGGGCCGAAGGAAAUAUACUGAAGGAUGAGCGAGCUUCUGGGCCCUGAAAGACGCCUACAAGUCUAAACUUUGGCCGGCAUCGGGGAAACAUUGGGCUAGACAAUUUAUCGAACACCUGGAAGGCACAACUAGCGGCGGAUUUGGCUUGCGGAACGCAAUUUUGCUAUAUGAUUGUUAGAAAGAGCAACGGUAACUGCAUUAUAUUUUUUUUUAAAUAAAAUAAGUGGGCCUUGGCCUUGGGACUCGGCCCAAAUCUAUUAUGGAAGAAACCCUCUUCCCCCCAGCCCCAAUGAAGUAACAGUGAAUCUGUAGAAGAUAGGAGUACAAAUUAGUGGAAUUGUUCACAAGCGACUCUAUUUUUGGUUCGAAAAUUUUUUGUUUGACACUCGACUCAUUAGUAAAUGAGCUAAAUUUAAUAAUGAGUUGAAUGUUAUACAAGUUUUUUUUUCCGAGCCGAGCUUAUUAAUGAGCAGACGUAAAGCUAUAUCAUAUUCAGCUCACAAGGCUCGUGGACCAACUCAACUAGGUGGCUUAUUGAACUCAACUAGUGAGAUGCCUAGUUAUGAGCUCAUGAGUUGGCUCAUAGUGUGCGAGCCAGCCCGAUUAGCGUCUUAUGAUAAAAUCACUAUAGAUUAUGGAUGACUUGUUGAUAAUUCAUAGGUUUGUUAAAUUAGAUAUAUCUCAAUGCAUAUAAUAUUUAAUACUAUGAGUAUGUGAACAAGAAUGUAUCAUUUAUAAUUUAAAAGAUAAAAUAUGUAUCAGAGAUUUCCUAGACAGUAUACAUUUAUUAUUAAAUAACAUUAUAUGCAAAGUUAAUUUUUAUGAAAUAAAUAAUAUUAUAUAUAAGCUCGAGCCGAAUUCACGAACUAAGUGAUAAUUCAUGAGAGCUUAUUAAUGGCACGAGUCCGAGUCAAGAUCUAGUCAAACACGACCUGAGAUUUCUGUAAAGAACCAAACUCGAACUCAACUCGUUUAUUGACGAGUUUAGCCCGAGUUAGAUCAAAACUCGGCUCUGCUCGGCAAUUUAUUUCUCUAGUUGAAGACAUAAGAAUUUAUUAUUAUUAAUUUCUUACCUUUCUUUCUAGUAGAAAGUGGGACGCUAGAAGAGCGUCUAUGCCUGACGCUUAAGUUAAACAAUUAAUACGAUAUAUAUAAUUAGUUAACUUAGAACCAUGUGUACGUAUAUAAUUAGUUAAGUUAGAACUUAAUGGGGGCAAUUAAUGAAUCAAUUUCGUACCUAGUUAGUUUAGCAAUUAAUACGUACUCCUCUUCCAAGUUCCUCCAAAUAUACUCCAUGGAUCGUA
Messenger RNA from Linum trigynum, 8273 nucleotides. The record is from the annotation of a GenBank genome assembly. NCBI's taxonomy places the organism in Eukaryota, Viridiplantae, Streptophyta, Magnoliopsida, Malpighiales, Linaceae.